CUAAUGCCUAAAAACAAUGCUUGAUUCAAUUGCCAUCAACCGUCACAUUACACCCGACAGUGGCCAGUUAUUCCGCGGAGCUCAGAUAUGUGAAAUAUCUUCCCAUUGCAUCGCUGAAACUAACGAUGGUAGGCGACUGCGGCCGGGUGCUCCGGUUGUGUGUCGAUUUUCCGAAAGCAACCGACGGUUCUUGUGUAGAUGGUUUGCUCCUGCAGGUGAACGUUUGGGUAGAAAAGAUCCGGUAUGCUAUGUUGACCGGUGUGUUCAACUGCUAUGUGAAGAUGCUGUUAGUGACUAUCCAGAACAUGCCAUUCCAUUGGUUAGCGAACUACAGAUGAUUACGGAGGAGCUGUGCUACUUUCAGAAAAUAGUUAUCAGUGUUAAAGUCGAUUGCAUGCUGUUAAAUUUGAAUCUAGUCAAAGAUCGUAAUCAGCUGACGAGUCUGUUGAAGGAUUCGUUACGUACAUUUUACUUUUGCAAAGACUGCCUUAUACGAUUGAACGAUGAGCCCGCUUGGAGUUUCGGUAUCAUUAGUGCAUUGAUAAGUGACACUUUGGGUUCGGGAAAAUAUGGUCAAAUCAAUGACGAGACGGUGGUAGAGUUGGCUUAUGUUACGUUCAAUUAUUCCCUGCUUAGUAAACAACUUGGAGGAUUGUCUGCCAUAAAAGACAAGAUUUAUACUCUUUUACAAAGCGAGUCCACCGAACAUAUUUUGCUUGCGGGACCGCCUGGCUCAGGAAAAACUUCACUUAUUAAUCAACUAGCACAGGAACUAAAUCUUCCGGUAUUUUACGUGCGUGGAUUAGAUUUCAUUAAAUCAUAUCCCGGUGAGACGGAGCUAGAAUUAAGAAAAAUUUUCGAUCGUGUUCGGCGGUUUAGAAAAGCAUUUGUAAACAAGUCCAAGUCUAUCCUACUUAUUAAAGAUAUCGAAAAUGUGUGCCCAAAACUAACCGGCAAGAAAGGCGACGAUUUAUCCAAUAUAAGCCGAAUUUCCAGUCAAUUCAUUGCUUUGCUGGAUAAUUUUCAGCAUAGCAACGAUUUCGUCACGAUAGCCACCACUACCCAAAUAGAAAGUUUGGAUUCAAGAGUUCGUCGUCCCGGCAGGCUUGGAGUUGAGGUUUUCAUUCGAAUGCCAUCCGAACAGCAAAGGAUAGAUAUAAUAGAGGCAGUUUCAAAGCACUGUAACUUCCGUUUGGAUGCGUCCUCACUGGAUGAAAUCGUAUCACGAACAUCUGGCUAUGCGGGAGCAGAUUUAGAGCUGCUUAUCCAUUCAAUUCAUCGAUCGUUUUCUGGGAAUCCUUUGAAAGGUAUCGCAUCUAACAUAGACGAGGGCUUAAAACGGGUUCGGCCUAAUUUAUUGAGAGACUCUAUUGGUCUAAUCAGUGGACUCAGCGAAACAUUAGACAUCAUCGGCGGAAUGGAUCAGUUGAAAAAAUCGCUCAGAACUUCGGUACUGGGACCGUUGCAGCAUCCGCAAGCGUUUCGAAGGUUCGGCUUGCACCCACUUAAAGGCAUUUUACUUUACGGACCUCCUGGUUGUGCCAAAACAACUAUCGCUCGCUGCUUGGCCGCAGAAUCUCGGAUGACUUUCGUGUCCGUAUCCGCCGCAGAGAUUUACUCGCCCUACGUAGGUGACGCAGAAAAGUUAAUCACUCGCCUGUUCAACCAAGCCCGGUUCAGUGCGCCAGCUGUUAUAUUUCUAGACGAAAUUGAUUCCCUAGUUGGCAAUCGCAGUUCGCAGGGCAUUCGAGCUAAUGACGUCCAUGUGCGGGUUCUGUCGACGUUGCUUACCGAAAUGGAUGGCAUGGGAUUAAGUGUUCAGUCGGCGAUCGGUAGCAGUGAGGAUUCAAAAAACAUUCUCGUUAUAGCGGCUACUAACCGGCCGGACAUGAUCGAUGAUGCACUGUUGCGGCCGGGUCGCUUGACGAAGCUCAUUCACGUUCCAGCACCGGAUGAGCAGGGAAGGCUAGCAAUAUUGGAAAAGGUGACGGAAAAGAUUCCUCUGGCGGACGAUGUCUGCUUGCGGGAGUUGGCCAAACGGACGGUGCGCUACUCGGGGGCGGAUUUACAGAAUCUUUGCUCGCAGGCUGCUCUUCACGGUGCGGCAUUGGACGAAAAAAUACAGCAGGUAACAAUGGAACAUUUUCAACAUGUUCUUCUUGAGAGUCGUCCAUCGCUAACGACCGAACAGGUUGAAUGGUAUUUCCGGUAUGAAGCAAGGCAUAAAAUUAUAUGA
Molecule: messenger RNA, 2236 nt
Organism: Sabethes cyaneus
Lineage: Eukaryota; Metazoa; Arthropoda; Insecta; Diptera; Culicidae
Product: ribosome biogenesis protein SPATA5L1
Exons: 3
Coding region: 17-2236 (739 amino acids)
Molecular function (GO): ATP hydrolysis activity; ATP binding
Source: RefSeq, a predicted model, not a curated record